Molecule: messenger RNA, 2944 nt
Organism: Syzygium oleosum
Lineage: Eukaryota; Viridiplantae; Streptophyta; Magnoliopsida; Myrtales; Myrtaceae
Product: probable disease resistance protein At4g27220
Exons: 2
Coding region: 85-2721 (878 amino acids)
Molecular function (GO): ADP binding; protein binding
Source: RefSeq, a predicted model, not a curated record
CACUUAUACUUGAGUUUAGGUGCGAGAACGCACGUUGCACCGGCUAAGAGUCAACCAGGUACCCGUAGGCUUGCCGACACAAAUAUGACAUCCCUCAAAAGAAAGCUGGAAGAACUCAUCAGUAGUCGCCGAGCGGACAUGAACAAGCUAAAUUCGAAGUGGAGGACGAUAGAAGAAGAAUAUUGGAGUGUAGUGCGGGCAAUCAGAGAAGGAAUAUCUUUUCCUCCGGAGAAAUUAGCAGAGUUGGAAGAGUUGAGCAAAGAAGUUGAAGAGAUUCUUCUAGUUCCAGGAAGAUUUCGGCAAGAGGCGACGGCACUUGUUAGAUGUAGCAAAUCAUCUCCCUCGGUGACAAUAGAAUUAGUAGGCAAAGAAACUCGACGGAAGGUGAAUGAGAUUCUUUCCUAUUUAAUGCAGGACAGCGUUUCCAUAAUUGGCGUUUAUGGUAUGGGUGGAGUGGGCAAGACGGCCAUUUUGAGGCAUGUCUAUAAUAGACUCCAUGAGGAUCUUGCCUUGGAUGUAUUCUGGGUUGCUGUACCUCGGGAGUUUAGUGUGUAUGCGCUACAAGAAGAGAUCGCCAAUGCCGUCGGACUGGACAAUCUCUCAAAUGAGAAGGACGUGAAGAGAAGGGCGGGCCUAUUGUAUGGACAUCUGAAUGUGAAGAAUAGAUCCAUCCUAAUUUUAGAUGGCCUUUGGAUGCAUUUUGAAGUUAAGGAUGUGGGAAUUCCGGUUGAAACGGGCAAACUAAAGUUGGUAGUGACAACUCGAUCACUAGAUGUGUGUCGUAUGAUGCACUGUCAAAAGCAAAUCAAGAUAGAACUUCUCGAUAUGGAAGACUCUUGGAGGCUAUUUUCAAAGACGCUUUGCUUUGCAGGAGAACUCCCUGGGGAAGUGGAACAAAUCGCAAGGUCUCUUCUUCAUAGGUAUUAUGGCCUGCCACUUGGGAUCAUUGAGAUUGCAACUCGCUUGAGAGGAGUAGAGAAAGUGCAUGAAUGGAGAGGCGUGUUGGGAAAAUUAGAAGACUCCAGGAUGGAGCUUGACGUGUACAAGAGACUGCAACUCAGUUACUUGAACUUGGGUAAUGCUCAAGUGCAACAGUGUUUCCUGCAUUUAAUACUUUGUUUUGGAGAAGUCCUUUCGGAAACUAAUAGAGAGGAUUUGAUAGAGUCUUUCGUAGACGAGGGUUUGUUAGGUGAGAUUGCCACUAGGCAAGGACUGCACGAUCGGGGUAACACCAUAUUGGAUAAAAUAAGAGGGGCCUGCCUGUUGGAUCUAGAAGAAGAGUAUCAGUAUCUACACCCGUUGACAAGGGACAUGGCAUUGGAUAUGGUGAUGAGCACAACUCACAUGGUUAAGGCCUGUAUGGGGUUGAAAGAAAUACCGGAGGAAGCAUUAUGGACCGAUCGUCUAGAGAAAGUCUUUUUACGAGGCAACCAAAUAGAAGAAAUCCCAGACGGCAUAUCACCAAAUUGCCCUAAACUGACGAGGCUGUCUUUGAAUGACAAUGUCAUGUUGGGAGCCAUCCACGAAUCUUUCUUCAGACAUCUAAAGGGGCUGACGGUUCUAGAUCUCAGCAACACCGGAAUCACGGAAUUACCGGAAUCCAUCUCUCAGUUGGAGACCUUGGAAGUACUGCUACUGCGAAGUUGUUGGGCAUUACUUUUUAUUCCUUAUGUAGGAAAGUUGGGAUCCCUAAGAAAGUUGGACCUCCAAGGGUGUGCAAGUCUUGAAGAAUUGCCAGAGGGCAUGGAGAUGUUGGUAAACCUGAGGUACCUCGCCCUAGAUGGCACAAAGAUCGAGACAUUAUCAGAGGGAGUGUUGGGGAAGCUGGUGAACUUACAAUAUCUUGCGAUUAAAAAGCUGACGGCGGGAGAAGAGGUAAAAUUAACGAAGAUGGAGGCACUUUAUUGUUCUAUUCCCAAUGUGGAAACGUUCAAUGCAUACAUGGGGUCUCUCGAGCGAAAUAGUUGCCGAUGGUACAGGGUCGCGAUGGGUGCACCAGGCGGUUUGCUCCUCUGGGGUAUGAAUGAUACUGAGAGGAGUAUACUCAUCGAUAGUUACGACCAUAUCGCUGCAAGUGUAGACGGAACAAGUGGUGAUGGCUGCGCUCUGCUUCUGGAAAGUGUGCAAUCGUUGGAAUUGGUCAGGUGUCAUAAAAUGAAGAAAGUGAUGGAAUGGGAGUGGCUGACCACUCUCCUUCCAAAUCUGGUGCAGAUUGUAAUAUAUAGUUGUGAGGAAUUAGAGGAGAUAAUACGUGGGCCAUUGCCAAGCGGAGCCACUUGUCGCCUUACAUAUCUUGGAGUAAAUGGAUGCAAUAACAUGAAGAGGGUGCUGCUGACGCAAGACAUGUGGCUCCACCUCCCUUUCCUCCAAGAGAUAUCAGUCAAAGACUGCAAGGGCAUAGAGGUGAUAAUAGGCACCGUUGCCAAGACGACACACUGUUCCUUCCCAAAGCUAGCAAACCUGAGUCUGCGGAAUCUUCCGGAACUGAAGAGCAUAUGUGAUGGGACAACGAGUUGCGAUUCCCUCGAGUGGAUUUCUAUAGACAAUUGUCCGAAACUGAAGAGUUUUCCUCUGCAGCUGCCCCUGCUUGACAAUGGGCUCCCUUCUCCCUCCCCUUCUCUUCAUGAGAUUUGGAUAAAUCGGCAGACGUGGGAGUCGCUGGAGUGGGAUCAUCCCCUUGCCCGUCCUUCACUUGAACACUUUGUCAAGUUUCUCGAUUGACGAAGCCGUAGAGGAUCCCGUUGAGGAUGAAUCCUCUUCUGACGGCAGUGGACAUCAAACUUAUUGCCAUUGCUACAUCAUCCUGCUCGAUUGAUGUUUAAAGUACUCUGAACCUUGUGAUGACACGUGCUUAAUUUAUGCCUUCUUUUCCAAUCUAUGAUUACUAUGUCGUGUUUAUGAAUUUCUCGGUUUGGAUUAUCCCUUAUUUCUACCUCGUUAAGCA